Molecule: messenger RNA, 1342 nt
Organism: Phalaenopsis equestris
Lineage: Eukaryota; Viridiplantae; Streptophyta; Magnoliopsida; Asparagales; Orchidaceae
Product: thioredoxin reductase NTRB-like
Exons: 2
Coding region: 23-1168 (381 amino acids)
Biological process (GO): removal of superoxide radicals
Cellular component (GO): cytoplasm
Molecular function (GO): thioredoxin-disulfide reductase (NADPH) activity
Source: RefSeq, a predicted model, not a curated record
UUUUAUUUUUUUCUUGAAUCCCAUGAGUUUCUGCGCGAAGAUCGUCUCUUUCUUCAAGAAAUCCCGCGCUUUUUCUGCUGUCGGUGCUGUUGCUGCUGCUGCUACAGCAGCCUCCGUUUCCCCCGCAUCGGCCGCCCCUCUUCCUGCAAGUUCCUCAUCCUCCGCCAUGGGUGACGCUCCCAAGACCUUCCGCACCCGUGUCUGCAUCAUCGGCAGCGGCCCACGCGCCCCCGCGCCCCCCCCCGCCGCUAUUUACGCCGCUCGCGCCGAGCUCAAGCCCGUCCUCUUCGAGGGAUGGAUGGCCAACGACAUCGCCGCCGGCGGCCAGCUUACGACGACCACCGACGUGGAGAACUUCCCCGGUUUCCCUGAGGGCAUUCUAGGGUUUGAGCUCAUGGACCGAUGUCGCGCGCAGUCCGUCCGAUUUGGCACCGAGGUGCUCUCUGAGACGGUAACUUCCGUUGAUUUCUCCUCCCGUCCCUUCCGCGUUGUUUCUUCCUCCACAGUCGUGGAGGCAGACGCCGUCAUUGUAGCCACAGGAGCCGUUGCUCGUCGUCUUUACUUCCCUGGCGCCGACGAGUUAUGGAACAGGGGAAUCUCAGCCUGUGCAGUCUGUGACGGCGCGGCCCCGAUUUUCCGUAACCGUCCCAUUGCGGUGGUAGGUGGCGGCGACUCAGCCAUGGAGGAGGCAAAUUUCCUAACCAAGUACGGAUCUAGGGUUUACAUUUUACAUCGCAGGGAUACUUUCAGGGCAUCCAAGAUCAUGCAAGCAAGAGCAUUGAGAAAUCCUAAGAUAGAGGUGGUAUGGAACUCGGAGGUAGUGGAGGCUUAUGGUGCCAAGGACGGAGGACCGCUUAGUGGAGUGAAACUUAAGAAUAUUGCCACUGGAGAUAUUAGCGAGUUGGCGGUGUCUGGGUUGUUCUUUGCAAUUGGACAUGAGCCGGCGACGAAAUUCCUUGUAAAACAGCUGGAGCUCGAUUCAGAUGGCUAUAUUGUGACAAAACCAGGAACUACCCAGACAAGUGUUAAAGGAGUUUUUGCUGCUGGCGAUGUGCAGGACAAGAAGUAUAGGCAGGCGAUCACUGCAGCUGGGUCUGGGUGCAUGGCUGCCUUGGAUGCUGAACAUUACCUGCAGGAGAUUGGUGGUCAAAAGGGAAAGGCUGAUUGACUAUCUUCAGAUUGCGUGUCAAAGUCCAAAUUAUAGUCAUAUACUAUAUAUAUAUAUGUAUAUAUAUAUAUAUAUAGCUCCAUGCAGUUUGUAUUUGUACUCAUGUGAUCUAAUUUAAUGUGUGCUCUAGAUUAAGCAUAUUGCUAUGCACAUUUUCGUGUCGUGAGGUUCGCA